Molecule: messenger RNA, 1596 nt
Organism: Momordica charantia (bitter melon)
Lineage: Eukaryota; Viridiplantae; Streptophyta; Magnoliopsida; Cucurbitales; Cucurbitaceae
Molecular function (GO): zinc ion binding; nucleic acid binding
Source: RefSeq, a predicted model, not a curated record
AUGGAUGACUAUCUUUUAUAUCGAGAGAAUGAAUCUGAGGAAGGUUGGUCUGAUCAACUAGAGGAUGACCAAGUUACCUUGUUAGCCGUGCAUAGAAGGGGAGAUAGACGUCCUGGACAUCGCUUGGAUAGAGGGAGAGGUCGUGGAAUACAACACAAUUAUCAGAGGAGAGCUCCGAGAGAAGAGGCUCAAGUUGAUCGUAAUCUAGGGAGCAUCAAAUUGAAGAUUCAAAAGUUCUUUGGCAAGACUGAUCCAGAAGAAUAUCUCCAAUGGGAGAAUGAGGUGGAGUCGGUAUUUGUGUGCCAUAAUUUCAGUGAAGAAAAGAAGAUACAACUAUUUGUCGCUCGAUUUAAGCAAUAUGCACAAACAUGGUGGGAUAAGCUAAUGUCUCGUAGAAGAAGAAAUCUUGAAGCACCAAUUGUUUCCUGGUACGAGUUCAAUGAGUCUUUGAAGGAGCGGUUUGUUCCAAAACAUUUUGAAAGGGACAUGGCACAAAAAUUGCAAGCGUUGAGACAAGGAAACAAGUCAGUGGAGGACUAUUACAAGGAGAUAGACACUUUGAUGGAUCGAAUUGAUCUAGAUGAGGACAUGAAGCAACUCAUGGCGCGAUUUCUUAAUGACCUAAACAAGGAGAUUGCUGACAAGGUUGAUCUACAACCUUACUUUGACAUUGAGGAGAUGUUGCAUUUAGCAAUCAAGAUCGAGAGACAAAUCCAACGGAAGUCCCAACGGUAUUCUUCUAAACAAUUUUCCAACUCUAGUGCUACAUGGAAAAAGGAUAGUAAGAAUAGUGAUGUUUAUCCUGGAAAUGGAGAGGAGAAUGAGAAACCUAAGAGUAAAAUUGAGAAAGGGGAGAGUUCAAUGAAGGGGAAAGAGAAGGUAGAUGAACAUAAGGAGAGAACUAGGGAUAUUAAAUGCUGGAAAUGUCACGGGGUAGGGCAUGUAAGUAGAGAUUGUCCAAACAAAAGAACAAUGAUCAUAAAAAAUGGAGAGGUAGUAACUAAGGGUGAAGAAAGCGAAAAUGAGGAGAGGAAGGGAGACAUAGUUUAUUCGGAGGAGUCUAGUGAUGGUAGCUAUGAAGAACCAGUAGUAGGGGAUGUGCUUGUAUCUAGAAGAGCUUUAAAUACCCUAAUUAAAGAGGACCUCGUCGAAGAGCAAAGGGAAACAUUGUUUCAUACCCGAUGUCAUGUGAAUGGUAAGGCCUGUAGUGUGAUGAUUGAUGGGGGAAGUUGUACUAAUGUUGUGAAUACAUUACUUAUCAAACGAUUGGGAUUGCCUACAACAGCACAUCCUAGACCAUACAAACUUCAAUUGUUGAACAAUUGUGGGGAAGUUAGAGUUAAUAGACAAUGCAUUGUGCCAUUUUCUAUUGGAAGAUAUAAAGAUGAUGUUCUAUGUGAUGUUGCACCCAUGCAUGCUGGAGAAAUUCUUUUGGAAAAACCAUGGCAAUUCGAUAGAAAAACUGUGCAUGAUGGUUAUCUUAAUCACUACAAAUUCACCAAGGAUGGGCGAAAGAUAAUUCUUCUUCCUUUGUCAACCAAGGAUGUAUUUGAAGAGCAAUGUAAGUUAGAGAAAAUGAGAGUGGAGGCCGAGUAA